Molecule: messenger RNA, 2402 nt
Organism: Alligator sinensis (Chinese alligator)
Lineage: Eukaryota; Metazoa; Chordata; Crocodylia; Alligatoridae
Gene: DAXX
Product: death domain associated protein
Exons: 7
Molecular function (GO): histone binding
Source: RefSeq, a predicted model, not a curated record
GAUGGCCCCUCGGCCCACGCCGUUUCCCCCCAGCCCCCCAGCCAGGCCCCCCUGGAUGGUCCCACAACUGCCGCCACGGCCCCCCAGGACAGGGGCGCUUUCCAGGCUGAGAACGAGCAGUUGUUUGCCGACUUCCUAGCCUGCUGUUCCCAGCUGACGGAGGAGCACCCCGAGGUGGUCCCCUACCUGACGGGUCGGCACCAGAAGGCCAGUCCCGCAUUCCUGGGCUCAGCUGAAUUCCGCAAUGUGCUGAGCCGCUGCCUGACACGCGUGCAGGCCCGGCACCACAAGGUGUAUGUCUACAUUAAUGAAGUAUGCACUGUGCUCAAGGCCAACACCCAGCGCCGUAAGCUGGCCAUCAGUGCUGUCCCCGCUCCUUGCCCACCCCCUGCCACGAAUCAGGAGCAGAACAACAUUGAGGAGCAUGAGACAGUGGACACUGAGGCGGGCAGGAGCGAGUUGGCAGCCAUGGAGGCAGAGGUUGGGGCAGGGCGGCAUGGGACAGGCUCCAAGCGGCAGAUCCGGUACCUGGAGAACCUGCUGCACAUCUACAUGGGGGAGAUCCGCCGGCUACAGGAGCGGGAGCUGGACCUGACGGAGAUGGACAGCGAGGACUCAACCUACCUGCAGGAGAGCCGGCUCAAGCGCCGCAUGAUGCGAAUCUUUGAGCGCCUGUGCGAGCUGAAGCAGUGCAGCAGCCUGACCGGGCGCGUCAUUGAGCAGCGCAUCCCCUACCGUGGCACCCGCUACCCAGAGGUCAACCGCCGCAUCGAGCGCUUCAUCAACCGUCCUGACAUCUUCCCUGACUACUCUGACAUCCUCAAGGUCAUUCAGAAGGCCAGUGCCCGCCAUGGCCUAGCCCUGAAGAAGCGUCAAAUAGAGAGCAUGGCCCAGGAUGCCUUUCGGGAUGUCGGCAACCGGCUCCAGGAGCGCCGCCACCUCGACCUCAUCUACAACUUUGGCAGCCAUCUCACCGACCAUUACCGCCCUGGCACAGAUCCUGCGCUGACGGACCCAAUGCUGGCCCGGCGUCUGCGGGAGAACCAGACCACAGCUCUGAAUCGGCUGGAGAGCGUCAUCUCGCACUACGCCCAGCUGCAGGAUGAGAGCGAGGAGGAAGAAAGGAUCCGUAGACGGGCAGGGCAGGUCCGGGGCACCCCUGGCCCUUGCCCCCCAGCACAGCCUGACCUGGGGGAUGGGGACCCCAGUGCAGAGGCCAGCAGGAGUCCAGUGGCUGGGAGCAGUAUGGCAUCGCGAGCAGAGGAGGUGGAGGAAGAAGAGGAGGAGGAGGAAGACUCUGAGAGAGAAGAGGCCUUGAGCACAGACGCAGAGGGGGAACCGCAGCAGAGCCUGGCUGGGGAGGCAGCGGAAGGGGUAGCAGAUGCUCUAGCGAAGGAGGAGGCUGCAGUUGGCGAUGCCACAGAGGAUGACCAGUGCAUGAAGCUGAGUGAAGAGCUGCUGCCAUCCUUGUCAGGCAUGGAAGAUCGCACAUUUCAGGAGAUAGAACAUGAAGGGGAGGAAGAGAAGCUUGCGGCCCCUACGACGAGCAAGGGACGCCUCCAGCCAUGCAAGGACCCAGAGCCUGAGCCAGGUGGCACUGAGGAAGCAGAAGCAGAGGGCUCUAGCCCCAGCCCUGCGCACGAGAUGUUUGUGCUGGAGAUUGAAGCACUGCCCCUGGAGUCCAGCGAGACGCCACCCCCCUCUCCCCAAGGCACGGGGGGCUCUGAAGCCACCCCCAAGGCUGCCCCUCCCCCCCCUGCCCCCUCUGAGGCCACCGCCAUGAGCCCUCCCUCCCCCGAGGCAGUCUCCUCUCGGACUGACCUGGGCAUCUGCCCCGUGGAGCCAGCCACAGUGGCCAAGGAGCUGGAAGGGGCAGAUCAUGAGCUCCGGACUCAGCUGCCUGCUAAGAGGCAGCGGCCGCCCACCCCUGAGUGGCCCCGGGCCCCCUGGCCCCUGGAGAACGGGGCGCGAAGCCCCAUCAGUUCCACCAGCUCCAAUGGCAGCACUGGGCCCCCGGCCCACAAGCGGGGGCGCCACAAGCUGGCUCUCAACAGGAGCAGCUGCAUCGAGGUUCACAGUGUGGGCUCAGAGGAGGAAGAUGAGGGCUCAGGGCUGUGCCCCACCCGCCAGAGCCCCCUGCCCGACUCCACGCGCUGCGACUCCCCCUUCCAGAGCCUAGUCAGCAGCUCCCAGAGCAGCCCGCAGCCAUGGGGGCACCGGCAACUCCUGGCCAAGGCCUGCAAGACCAGCGUGGCAACCCAGUGUGACCCGGAGGAGAUCAUCGUCCUGUCUGACUCAGACUAGACCCGGGACCGGGGGGAGGGGCAGGGGGCGGGGGACCACUGGCCCCUCCCCCAUUGGUGUUUGUACAAAAAACAAAAAUAAAAAGAUUACAAAAAAAA